CUGGCUACAAACAGGAGCGUCGAGGAGUAGCAGAGCGGGAGCUUAGCUGUUGCUUGUGAUCUGCGAAGUGUUUGAGUAAAGUGCGGCCUGUUAUUGUAGGUGUUUUGUGCAUACAAGUUCGAUCUUAUUGAGUGUUAAAUAGUUUGACUAUAUAGCAAGAUGGGACCGAAGAAGAAACAGCCAAAGAAUGCAUUCUAUUUUUUUGUUAUGGAGUUCAAAGACCAAAUGGCAAGGAAGGGUGUCAUCUAUCCUAAUCACAAGGAAGCAUUUGAUGCUGCUGGUCCUGAGUGGCAGCGUCUGAGUAAAGAUCAGAGGAACAGAUAUGAAUCAAUUGCUAAGGAAUACAAAUUAGCUGAACAGCAGACAGUACAUAAGUAUACUACAACGGGGAAAACAUUUGAGCAAGUGGAUCAAGAAAUACAGGAGAGACAAGCAGCACAAGCAAGGAUGGAGACAGAAAUAAAAACAACUGUUGCUGUUUUGGAUAAAAAAGGUCUUCAGACAAAGAUAUUUUACUUCAUGCACGUUAAUUAUUACUGUAGAGUCGAAGAAAAGCAGUUCAUACCAUGUGAACUCGCAAUAUGUCAAUUUAAUUUUGCACUGGGAGCUUUUAAUUUCUACCAUACACUCAUCAACCCAGGUGAGCUUCCACUGGGCUAUGCUUUUGAGGCAAAGAAAAGAUCGGAUGAAACUCACCAGAUUCCACUCCCUCCACCAUCAUCUGCAGAGAAAAACUAUUCAAAAAUUCUUCUUAAUGUAGUGAAAUUUAUGAAGGAUGAUGUUGAAGAUGGGAAAUUUCCACCAAUUUACACUUACGGUACUGAUGGCACUUCCGAAGCAGUGAAAGAUGUUUUAGAUGCUCUGUGUGAAUACGAAGCUAUGCAAGAAUAUCCCAAAGUUCAAGUACCAGAGAAUUUCAGAGUUUAUCCAUUACCAAAACUCUUCUUUGAACUAAGAAACAAAGCAGGAGAUUUCGCAAACAGGUCUAGCAAAGCAUUUCCUGUUGAGAGCUUGGCAGCCAGAGAGCUUGAGAAAAACUUGUAUAGCUUCACACCAGGCAUUUGCUGUGAGAUGCAUGAUGGUACUGAUGCCAGCCAGUACUGCAGUCUCUCUCUUGUUCGAAGGUGGAGCUUCAUAAUUUCAGAUCACUGCUGUAAAGAUUUAGGUAUUGAAUUGGCACCAGGACAGCAUAUUCCACCACCCAUUACUCAGCAACAACCACGCCGCACUCAAGCUCAGAUAAUGCCUGAGAAAGAUGACAAGAAAUCACCGGAUCCUAUAGUUCCCUCCAUCAUUGAUUACUCAAAAAUUAGGUCAAGGUCAAGCUCGUCGCGUCAGCUAAUACCGGAUGAAGAGGAAAAGAAACAUGUGGAGCCCAUUAUUCCAACCAUCAUUGAUUACUCUCAAUCCAAAAUGACUCGUGCUUCUGCUGUAGCGUCUUCUGCUGCUUCAGAGAAGAUUGAAUCUUGUCCUAUUGGCAGAGGAAGAACUAUCGCACCAAACUUUAGUGGUGUUGUAAGAAGACCAAAAUCUGUUGGUCUGGCAAUGCAGCACAGCUCACCUCCAUCAAUUUUGUCUGAGAAAGAUUUUCCAGCAAUUGGAGGCAGUUCAAGUAGUAUUAGCAAGAGCAACAGCAACAGCAACACCAACAACAGCAGCAGCAGCAGCAGUGUCAGCAGUAGUAGCGGUCUUAUUUUAGGACAAACUCCACUGAAAGUUGCUGGUAGAGGCAGUUCUGUUGCAAGCUGGGGCAAUGUUCCAUCAAGAGGUCGUGGCUUGUGUACAUAUCCUAACAAGUAAGAAGUUCAAGGAAGAUAAUAUAUGUACUUACAUAAAUGGGUGUGUGUGUGUGUGACAGAAUUCGACUGAAUUCAGGAACACCGUGUAACUUGCAGAUCAGUAUGAAUUCUUUGUUGUUAGAGGUUGUGAUGUGUGCCAACCCUUUUUCUGUUUAUAAGGCACAUAUAAUUUCUGUUUGAAGAGUAAUAUUUAUUUCAUUUAAACUUCGAAACUUCAAGUGACAAAUCAGACACGUUCCACGAGGUGUAGAUUUAUUGAAUUUGACUAGUACCUUUCUUCUGGUGCAUAUGUAGUUAGUUAUUAUUUGUUAUGCUGCUGCUUUGGUAAGCACAUCUAAAUUUUGUUUGAUUCAGUAUUGUUUUCUCUUCUUAACAAUUUGCAACUCACAAUGCCUAUUUUAGGCAGUGAUUAAACUAUCAUCAUGCUUAAGGUUCCCUAUUUUACAAAGAAGAUAUGUUUGUUUUUGCUUUAAAUAUGUGACUGUAGCACACAGGCUGUGGUACUUAUAAAUUUCACUAAAUUCAGUGUACCUGUAAGUAACAGUUACCAAUGUGAAAGAUAAUUCGUGUACCUUGUCAUUCAACAGUACAAAGAUUUUAUACAUAUAGUGAUAAAAGAUUUUUUUUUUUUUCCUUUCGAAACCUUAUUUGGCUGCUUGAAGCAAUAAAUUGACUUUCUCAGAAAGAUAUAGUUCAACAAAUUUCACAAAUGAUGGGGCUUGUAAGUAUCUUUCUUCGUCUCAAUAACUUACAUUUAAAUAGUUGUACAUUUGGAGUCCAAAUAAAAGAAAAAUUUAAAGGUAUGAUAUGAUACAAAACAAAACGAUCGCAUAUGGCAUGUAAGAGACAACAUCCGUUGAAGGCAUUUCUGCACAGUCUUGCUUCACUGAAGCUAAACAAAUGAGUUUGAUGAUGGUGCCUCUUGAGCAGGGAUUAUUUAUUUAUUUUUAAAGCAGCUCGACGGUGCAACAUAUAACAUACAGGGUGUACAUAAAGUUUGGGAACACUUUCAAUUAUUUAUUGCACAAGAACCAAACAUUGUACAGAUAUCAUACAUAUAUAAUUUUGAAGAGAAACCCUGAAAGUUUUUUUUUUUUUUUUCCCAUGUAUACUGCCACUUUGUAGUUUGGUAAUUUGCCUGUAGUCAGCACUAGUCGCAAACAUGACGAGUUCAGGUGUAGAGCGAGCUUUCUGUAUGUUGGAGUUCGACAAAAAGAAGUGUGGUACAGCUGUUCUACAGAUGUAAGAAGCCACCAACAAGGAAGCCAUUUACCACUGGCACAACAAAUUCUUUAAGAUCAGUUGCUUGUGCCUGGCAAAGAGAAAUGGACAUGCCAGUGUGAGUGGAGUGAAUGUGAAGUGGGUACGAGAGACAUGGCUGAUGCCUCAAAUGCAAUUGGACUCUCCAUUCAUCUUUCAGCUGGAUGGGGCUCCACCCCAUUUUCAUCGUGAAGUUCAUGGGUACCAGAACAUGGAGCUGCUGCAUCGAUGGAUUGGUCGUGCUACAGGAGACAGCUAUUUCAUGAAAUGGCCUCCCCGAUCACCAGAUCUCACUCCCUGUGACUUUUUUCUGUGAGGACACAUCUAGUGUAUGUACCUCCUCUACCAUGUGAUGUAGCAGAGCUCCGGGAGAGAAUAUGGGAAGCGACUGCCACAGUCAACGGUGCCAUGCUGGGAUGGGUAAGGCAAGAAUUCGAUUAUCGUAUAUAUGUCUGCUGGGUCACUCAUGGUUCGCAUAUCGAAUGUUUGUAAAAAAAACUUUUAGGGUUUCUCUUCAAAAUGCAGUAUGUAUGACAACUGUACAGUGUUUAGUUCUUGUGCAAUAAAUAUCUGCAAGUGUUCCCGGACGAUAUGCACAGCCUAUAUUAUCAUAACUUAUUUUUCCUUAACAUGCUCGUAAUCUUUAACACAGGGCAUGCAGAACUAUUACUGAUUGUGUUAAAUGUUACUCCAGUUGCGUAAAGUAGUUUCACAACUAGAUUUGAUCUCUAGGCCAUUUCUGGGACGUCAGUGGCCAAAAUAGGAGACAUGCUUUGAUAAAUUAUUGACCACUUGACUCUUUCCUAAGCCCCAAAAUCCAUACAUGUUAUAAAAAUGUGUGUGUUUGUUUUCCGCAUUUCCUAAACCACCUGGUGUAUAUCAGCCAAACUUGGUGCACACACAUAUCUCAGUGUUGGGCAACAGUCACUGUGGGGGUUAGAAACAUCUACCUAUUUGUAAUUCAAGAGAUAUGUCAUAGACAGUGAGAAGCAUGAAAAACUGCCACAUCAUGCGUGGUAUUUAAUUUCAUGACUUCUCUGCUACUGACUGUUUUCAGACAGUAUCCAUAUAUGCCGCUGAAUGUACCUUUAAAAUUGUCUCAUUGUAUGACACACAGAUCACAAGAGAUGUCAUAAAAACUGAUAUGUGAUGUGUGAAAAAACGCUGCAUCAUGCCUGAAGUUUUUAUGCAUUUGUUAAGUAGGGUUUGUGUGUCCAAGGACAACCAGGAAAAACCUGGAAAUUUUUUAGAAUUACAGGAAUGUUCCAUACCUUUAGUUUUCACUUAAAUUUUUGUAAUUUUGAUGGUAAGGACUGAGAUAUACUUCAGCCCACUACUGGAGAAUAAUGCUGCAGCAAUAAAACAUAAGAGAAUAACAGUAAUUUAUUUGCCAAGAAAAUGCACCACUUACAACAAAACACAGUGCACACAGAAUCAUCUUUUGACAGCUAAAUGUGUCAAAGGCUUUAAGACAAAGACAUGCAAUACUUCCUAACUACAAACUACUUCCAAUGAACUUGACGUCACAACUCUUUACAUGAAGCUCGUUUGAGCAGUUGCGAGUGGGCUAACACGCAUAUGCAGAGCUGAAGUUAUAUAUUAGUGGUGUCUUUCCCACUUUUGGCUACUUGAAGCGCAGCUGUUACCUAUAUAAGCAGUAUAGCAGCAAGCAGCUAAAUGCUACUCAGAAAAAAUUUUCUGAGCGGUCCGAGUUGCAGUGGAGGGGUCUCCACAUGACCCGUUCUGACGUUUCACAAUUCUGGUGAUUUCUCUAUGAUUACAGCUCUCAUAUCAAAUAAGAGCAAAAUGUAUAGCUGGGGAUGGAAGAUAUCAAGUGAAUUGAAAUAUAUUUUCUUAAUUACAGAAGACUGAAAUACGUUAUAAGUUUAAGUUUUCUGGUUUUGUUUUAUUUCCACCUUAUUGACAGUCAAGUGUUAACCAUGCAGUGUAACAAUAAAGUUAUUAUUGUCAAUUCA
Molecule: messenger RNA, 5035 nt
Organism: Schistocerca americana (American grasshopper)
Lineage: Eukaryota; Metazoa; Arthropoda; Insecta; Orthoptera; Acrididae
Gene: mael
Product: protein maelstrom homolog
Exons: 14
Coding region: 160-1800 (546 amino acids)
Biological process (GO): spermatogenesis; male meiotic nuclear division; negative regulation of DNA-templated transcription
Cellular component (GO): P granule; nucleus
Molecular function (GO): sequence-specific DNA binding
Source: RefSeq, a predicted model, not a curated record